Brenthis ino (lesser marbled fritillary) is the source of this 399-nucleotide messenger RNA. The record is from the annotation of a GenBank genome assembly. NCBI's taxonomy places the organism in Eukaryota, Metazoa, Arthropoda, Insecta, Lepidoptera, Nymphalidae.
AUGUCUCGUUCAGUGCGUGCUGAAACUAGGAACCGUGUCAAAGAUGACAUCAAAAGAGUCAUGCAAGCUGUUGAAAAAGUUCGCCAUUGGGAGAAAAAAUGGGUAACAAUUGGAGAGACAACUAUGAAAAUAUAUAAAUGGGUUCCAAUAUCUACAAACGAACAGAAAAAGAAACAUGCGGCAAAGCGAGAAAAUAAAGAAAACACAUUAACACCGAAGAAAAUGCACGACUCCUCAAAUUCUAACUUUGGUAUGGCAGAAGACUCAAACACCUGUUUCUCCACAGUAAGUGACUCCCAAGGCCCUACAGAAUUUACCUCCACUCACAUGAACUUUUCUGAAGACUCCAACUCACAAAGCAGUGGUACAACAACUCCUGCAAAAAGGUUAAAAACAGAU